Messenger RNA from Synchytrium microbalum, 1131 nucleotides. RefSeq lists its product as uncharacterized. Bases 1 to 1131 code for a protein of 376 amino acids. Lineage: Eukaryota; Fungi; Chytridiomycota; Chytridiomycetes; Synchytriales; Synchytriaceae. Gene Ontology annotation, biological process: regulation of DNA-templated transcription. The transcript has 7 exons. Gene Ontology annotation, molecular function: histone acetyltransferase activity. The record is from RefSeq and is a predicted model, not a curated record.
AUGGCUCCAAAGGAAGCGCUCGAGGCUCCUAAAGUCGGAUCGACUCAUAUGGUAAAAUGGAAGGGAGCUCCUCACAAAGCAAGAAUAGUAGAGGUUCGAGGUCAAUUACGGAAUGGAGAUCCUGCCGAAUACUAUGUACAUUAUAUUGGUCAGGACAGGAGACUAGAUGAAUGGGUCUUACCAGAUGUUGUGGAUAAAAGACCAGUAUCGGACGCAUCUUCUGCGGCUACCAUUGUCAUUGAGGAGACACUACCCGCUGCACCUGUAGCAGAGGGUCAGAAAGUCACGAGGAAUAUGAAGAGGAAGUUCGACGAAAUGAACUUUCACAAGCCUGGUGAAGUCGAUCCAAAACUCCUCGAUUUGGAACGAGAACGUGAAGAAGCUACCAAAGUCAGAAAUGUCGAAACGAUCUAUUUUGGCAAAUACAAGAUUGGGACCUGGUACUUUUCGCCAUAUCCAGAUGAAUACAAGGAUCAAAAGACUCUGUACUUGUGUGAAUUCUGUCUCAAGUAUAUGAGGUUGCCUGAUUCUUUGGUUCAACAUCGUCAAACAUGCAAACAGCGUCGUCCGCCAGGCACAAUGGUCUAUCACAAGGACACUAUAAAAAUCUAUGAAGUUGAUGGGAAGGAUGAAAAGCUGUAUUGUCAAAACCUGUGCCUCCUCUCCAAAUUGUUCUUGGACCACAAAACUGUAUAUUACGACAUUGAACCAUUCUACUUCUACGUCUUGACCGAAACCGAAAAGAGUAAAGGACGAGAAGUCGAUCAUUUGGUUGGAUACUUUUCAAAGGAGAAACAUAGUUUGGAUGAUUAUAAUCUCGCUUGUAUAUUGACACUCCCACCAUUCCAACGACGAGGAUUUGGUCGUAUGCUCAUCGAAUUCAGCUAUGAAGCAUCCAAGAUUGAAGGCAAAAUAGGAUCACCUGAAAGACCUCUAUCCGAUUUGGGCAUGGUUGGAUAUCGAUCAUAUUGGCAAAGUGUAUUGCUAUCCCUCUUGAAGACGAGUCAAGGUUGUAGUAUGUCUUUGAAGCAGUUAUCAGGUACAACCAGUAUUCGAGUUGAAGAUGUGGUGUCAACUCUCAGCUCUAUGGAGAUGAUUCGCUACUGGAAGGGAGAGAAUAUGAUUUGGUAG